Fusarium sp. VM40 is the source of this 399-nucleotide messenger RNA. NCBI's taxonomy places the organism in Eukaryota, Fungi, Ascomycota, Sordariomycetes, Hypocreales, Nectriaceae. The record is from the annotation of a GenBank genome assembly.
AUGUCUCGAACACCCGUUUCCACCAAGAAUGCGCCUGCCGUACCAGAGCAUCUGAUGAACCAGGCCAUCAUCGCCAAUGGCUUCGUCUUUACCUCCGGUGCGGUCGCCAUGGAUCCAAAGACCGGAAAGAUAAUUGACGGCGACAUUGAGGCGGACACGCGUCAAAUUAUUUCCAACCUCGGUGCCAUUCUCGACGAGGCUGGCUCAAGCCUUAAUGAUGUGGUUGAAGUCAACAUCUACCUUUCUGAUAUGAAGUACUACGCCAAGAUGAACGAGGUGUAUGCUGAGUACUGGGGUAAUCUCAAGCCUGCCAGAACUUGCGUUGCCGUUCAGGCUUUACCCAUGAACGCCAAGAUUGAGAUCAAGUGUGUUGGAGUUGUUACCAAGCCUAAGCUUUGA